AUGGCUGCCCGCAACUGCACCAAGGCCCUCCGCCCCCUGGCCCGCCUGGCCACCCCCGCCGUCCAGCGCCGCACCUUCGUGGCUGCUGCCAACGCUGCCCGCGCCUCCGUUGCCGUCAAGGCCGUUGCUGGCCCUGCCCGCCAGCAGGUCCGCGGUGUCAAGACCAUGGACUUCGCCGGCCACAAGGAGGACGUUUAUGAGCGCGCUGACUGGCCCGCUGAGAAGCUCCUCGACUACUUCAAGAACGAUACCCUCGCUCUCAUCGGCUACGGCUCCCAGGGUCAUGGCCAGGGCCUCAACCUCCGUGACAACGGCCUCAACGUUAUCAUUGGUGUCCGCAAGAACGGCAAGUCCUGGCAGGACGCCGUUCAGGAUGGCUGGGUUCCCGGCAAGAACCUCUUCGACGUUGACGAGGCUAUCUCCCGCGGUACCAUCAUCAUGAACCUCCUUUCCGAUGCCGCCCAGUCCGAGACCUGGCCCCACAUCAAGCCCCAGAUCACCAAGGGCAAGACCCUCUACUUCUCCCACGGUUUCUCCCCCGUCUUCAAGGAUCUCACCAAGGUCGAGGUCCCCACCGACGUUGACGUCAUCCUCGUCGCCCCCAAGGGCUCCGGCCGCACCGUCCGCUCCCUCUUCCGUGAGGGCCGUGGUAUCAACUCCUCUUUCGCCGUCUACCAGGACGUCACUGGCAAGGCCAAGGAGAAGGCCGUCGCCCUCGGUGUCGCCGUCGGCUCCGGUUACCUCUACGAGACCACCUUCGAGAAGGAGGUCUACUCUGACCUCUACGGUGAGCGCGGCUGCCUUAUGGGCGGUAUCCACGGCAUGUUCCUCGCCCAGUACGAGGUUCUCCGUGAGCGCGGCCACUCCCCCAGCGAGGCUUUCAACGAGACCGUUGAGGAGGCUACCCAGUCCCUCUAUCCCCUCAUUGGUGCCCACGGCAUGGACUGGAUGUUCGACGCCUGCUCCACCACCGCCCGCCGUGGUGCCAUCGACUGGACCCCCAAGUUCAAGGACGCCCUCAAGCCCGUCUUCAACAACCUCUACGACUCUGUCAAGGACGGCUCCGAGACCAAGCGCUCUCUCGAGUACAACUCUCAGCCUGACUACCGUGAGAAGUACGAGGCCGAGCUCGAGGAGAUCCGCAACCUCGAGAUCUGGCGCGCCGGCAAGGCCGUUCGCUCCCUCCGUCCCGAGAACCAGAAGUAA
Messenger RNA from Sordaria macrospora k-hell, 1206 nucleotides. RefSeq lists its product as uncharacterized. NCBI's taxonomy places the organism in Eukaryota, Fungi, Ascomycota, Sordariomycetes, Sordariales, Sordariaceae. Gene Ontology annotation, molecular function: ketol-acid reductoisomerase activity. The record is from RefSeq and is a predicted model, not a curated record. Gene Ontology annotation, biological process: L-valine biosynthetic process. Gene Ontology annotation, cellular component: mitochondrion.